AUGGAAGAAGCGAAUACAUCAAAAGCUUUUGAGGUAAGUGCCUUUUCUUGUUUCUUACCUCGUAACUGAGGGCGUUUGGAAGGUGUCCUAGCGAUGAGUCGUUGCAUAAAUUCGGAUUUUUUCGGGUGCCAAGUCUCCGGGCUUCAGCCGCCCAUAAGUUUAGUGGUAUGAUGUGAGAAGAAGAUGACUGUACUGAAAGAAGAUGAAAAGUGAUAGAGUGGGGGAAUUGAAGACCAGAGGAGAGCGGAAGAAAAUGUGACGCCAAAAAUAAAUUAUUUAAUACGGGUAAAGGAUUAGCUAUAAGUAAUGUCAAAACAGAAAUAAAAUCAAAGUUUCGAACGGUGGUUUCAGUUCUUUCUUUGCAAUCGCUUUGCUCUGUUUUUUGUUGACGGAGGCAUCUCGCAAAUGUUUUCAACACCAUUUAUAGACUACAUUACAGUUGCAACACUUCCUGGACAAAUGGGAACAUUUGAAACGCAUUCUGCGCACGGAAUUAAGCGAGGCCGGUUGGAAAGGAAAAAGUCUUGAACGAAGCGCGAAGGAAAUCUCAUUUAAUUUUUUUUUCAUGAAAUUUUGGGGUUACUAAUGGAAAGCUAAACGUGUCAAAUCACAGCGCACAAGUUUCCGAAUUUGGAAUACGUCCUUUGCAAAUAAAAAUAAAGGAAGGAAAGGAUAACAUGACAGCAGAUUCUCAGAUUUCGACGGAAUCUCAGCGCUUAGAGUGGACUCGUCGUUUGGCCAAAAGGAUGAAUGGCAAGGGCAUUUCAAAUCGAGGCCUCGAAAUUUCAGACUUUUGCGCAGAUAGGUCGCACAUUGAAAGUUCUCAUCAACUGAAGUAGAGAUUUUUGUGUUACAAACGAAAAUUCAUAAAUCUUUGCAAGACCGAAAUGGAGAUAUCAUGCACGCGCGCUUCAUCCUCAAGUGGCGGAUUAAUCUGGGCCGGAUUCAGUGAUCUAACAUUUAUGGCAAAUCGUUAAAUAACCAGGUAAGUGUUGACAAAGGAGAGAAAAAGAAUUUUCUAAGGCAGAAGAGGAUUCUGGAAAACGUUUUAUGCCGUAAUUAUUCCUGAAUACGAUUGGAAAACAAUUUCGGUUGUUCAUUAGCGUACAAUGAUAUCUUAUUUUUAAGCGCGCUGAUAAACUGGGGGAAAAUAUCUUAACGAGCAAGGCACAAGGUUUUUUGAGAAAAUAAUUCUACGUUUAACAUAUUUUUUGUUUUUUUGAUAUACCUUUUUCGAUUUUUGGCAGAAAUGUGAAAUUUCAACUAGUUAUCUAUUGAUUACGUCACUAAAUCAUCCAGUAACAGACCGCUGAUUGUAAUGACAACCUUAUAAGGACUGUAAUAGUGUAGUUUGAUCGUCCGGGUGAGUGUAGUCCUUAGAAGGACUGUUGUCGGUAGUGGUGACUAACUUUUCGACAACCUGAGCGGAAGUAGUCAAGUGAAUAGUUGUUAUCAGUCGAAUGUACAUAAUCCGGUUUGUAUAAACCGAUUGGUCAGUUUUGCCGUGAUGUUAUUGGCUGUAAGACUCAAGUGGCGUAAGUCAGUCGUGGUUGGUCGGUCUCGAUCCGUUAAUAAAGUUAGGUCACUCUAUUCGAUUCGUUUGUAAUGUUCAUGUCGUUAAUAAGUCGUUUGUAUGGUGCUGGUAAUGGUUGACACCUGUUGAAGGGAGUCUUUUCCAAGUUAGUAAACCAGCUUUCCUGGGUCAGUCGUUGAAAGUAGGUGGUGCUGUAGGUUAGGCAUUGCGGAGAGUCCUAGUUAAUAGUGUGGUUCGUAAGUCGGUGAUGUUCAGCAAUGUGAUUGAUGUCAUCGCCUUUCCUCGUCGCUUAUUUGUGUUCAGUCAGUCCAGUUGUGAGGUUUCUGCCAGUCUCACCGAUGUAGGAGGAGUGGCAGUCGGAGCAGCUGAUCUUAUAUACUGCUCCCUGUCUGUUCCUCGGUUCGUCUUUGACUUUGACGUUAGUCGUAACCGACGUACUGUAGUAAUAUAAGAACUGUAAGUCACGCACAAAUUCUUCCAUUUGGAUUUAAAAGACUUCUUGAAUUCUUACGCGGGAACUAGUGCUCAAGUCACAAAAACACACAGAGUUAUCAUCGAAACUUCAGUUUUGACCCAGUCGAUGUCAAUCUAGAAAUUUUUUGUAUCAUAAUUCUUUAAAAGUGGAACUGUAUCACAAGCUAAAAGAACUUAUAUGGAAGGCUUUCUUACGACGUAAUUUCCGUAGAAGAAUGUAUUCGUCUGUGGGAGUAGAAGCAUGUCAAAACUCUAACUACAAAUGACUCGAGCGAAUUCUAGCACCGGAAUGUUUUCAAGGAUAUGUUUUGUUGGGCUUCCUUGUCUUCGUGUUUUUCUUCAUUUGCUUGUAGAGUUAUGAAAAGAGGAGGAUACUGCUUUGAAAUUAGCGUAUCACAGUCUAAAAACGGGAAAGAGAACCCUAAAGGAACGAACGUGUUUAUUUUUUCUAUACAUUCGCUAUAAUAUGGCGCCCUAUUCUUUGUCGCUUUCUCCUUUAGCAGAAUUUUAACUAGACCCAUUAAGAUCUCGAGUGCAUGUGUCAGGCUACCUCAACUUCCAAGGCACAAUAUACAAUUUGGAAGUAAAACUUUUCUGUGUAGAUGCUUGAGUCUUCAGACUGGCUUCAAAUGUUGUUCCAAAUUAGAGUUAAUUAGGUUCUUAAUGCUUUCGCUCCAAGCAAUUUAUUUAUCAAGAGAUGGUCACGAAAUUCUUUCUAUAAAUAAUUACAUUAAUUUAAUUUCAUUAAGAAUAUUACAGCAAUUAAGUAAAUUUGUUAGUCACGAUCUUGCACAAUUUCUAAGCUUGUAUAUCUCUCUGCUGAUUAUUGCUUUCAGAAUUCUGUUGGUACCGGGUGUUCUCAGGAGUAGAUAAACAUUGAUAAAAAACAGCUUGACCUUUAAAUUGAAAAUCAUUUCCAAUGUAAAGGUCAAGUUGUUUUUCAUCAAUGAUGUAAUUUAGUCAACCGCAUCAAACAGCUUGUGUGCUACUUCCCAUAGAAAAGUCUCUACAAAGUUUAUCUUUUUCAUCGAAAUAUUGUCAAAUUAGUGUGUUUUUGCUUCACUCCGGGCAGUAUUUGUGUCAAAAGCAAUGGCCAUAAAAUUGUUUCUAUCAUUGUUUUUAUAAAUUGAUUUCACGAGAGUAUAAUUUCAAAUAAUAAGCAAAUUCAUUUGUGAUCUUGCACUGAUUAUUUCUUUCAGAAUACUGUUGGUACUGGGUAUUCCCCAGAGUCAAUCGACAUUGAUGAAGAACAACUUGAUUUGUUUGUUGAUAACGUUAUCCACACAGCUGCAUCAAGCUUACAUGGUCUUGUCCUUAGGGUUACGAGCCCUGAGGGGACAGACAGAUAUUUUUCAAGUGAAAUCACACAAUCUGGUAAUGCCUCUGAGAGUAGAUCUACUCCUGAAAAUGACAGCUCUUCUUUGGAGAGCCAGCAACCAGACAGCCCUAGAAAGCAUUUCUUAGAGAAAGCUGGGCAACCUUCUCAGAUUACAGACUCGAAUGACAUUAAAAUACUCCAAGGCAAUCACUUGGCAUCAAGAUCAAAGGAUGUUGCAACUAAAGCACUAAGCCCUGGGUCAACAGAGAAAGUUAUUUUGGAUUGCACUAAAUCCGAGCAAGGCUAUACUACUGAGGAAGACACUAGUAAAUGUACUGCAGAUGACAGCUUUACUUUGGACAGCCAGGAGAAAGAUAGCCCAACUGGGCAUACCUUGGAGUCAUCUGUGAAGCUUGCCCAAGGUAAUCCCUUCAUAGCAGUAAGCAUAAGUGCAAGGUUGUUUAUGCAAGGGAUGCUUAAUCUGUCUGUUGUAACUACAGUUCCAGUGUUGUUUCUGUACAUGGAGUUAUUAACUUCUGUAUUUUAGGUGAGCGCUACAAUGAUUGAUCAUGAGACAGAGAUUAUGUAUAACUAUGACUAAGAGGAUUGGUUUGCAUAUUUUUCUUAUUUGUAAAACAAAUCCUUGCAAUUAAAGCAAUUAAAAAAUUAAGAAGCCUUGUCUUUAGCGUGGUGUGACAAUUAAGAUUUGAACCUGUGACUUCUUGAUACUUAAGUCACACUCACCUGCCAACUGAGGAUUAAGUUGAUAUGCUUAGAGCAAGGCAAAUUUUAGUAGGUUCUGUAUUCCUGGCAAAGGAAUAUGAGUAGAAUCAACUUGAAAUUAUAUAGUAACAUUCUAACCUGUGGAUGAAGUAGACCAUCAGCCAAUUUGUGGAGAUACCUGCACACUUUGCUGCACACAGAAAGCCAUGGUAAUGCACAACUUGAGUCAUAAUUAAGAAAACCCAGUUGCAAUUAUUACACUUCUGUAGACUAGAUCUAUUUAUCUCAACACCAGUGAAAAUUAGGUAGUGUUUUAUUAUGUGGAGUAAUCAAGGAAUUUUCCUUGACUAUUCACACAUUUACAUUAUGCUGUCUACUACAUAACAAAUUCCUGACCAACUGAGACCUUAUUUCACCUCUCCGUACAGUGCCCAUUGAGGACUUGAGCUCUGAUUCCUCCCUUGAUUCGUCCAAGGAUGACCAAGAAUGUCCAUCAUCACCUAAGGCUGGUAAUAAGAAAAAGGUAAGUAGCUUUUGUAAUCAAGUACACCAGCUCUGAGGUUCAAUUGAUUUCCUUUUGAAUAAACAUGGUUAAUCAUUAAUUAUCAUUUUUGAUCUUUCAUUAUCAUUUUAUUUCAUCAUGAAUAGAGAUUUGGCCGGUUCAAACAACAACGAAAGUCUUCAGCAGUUGCACCAGUGACAGAUGACAAACUGAAAGGUAAACCUGCAUCUUGCAAAUAGCUGGCUAUAACUAGCAGCAGGUUGAACUAAUCAGGACAACAGCAUCCUAUUGUGCUUAGGGUCAUUUUAAAAAGUGAGGUAGGAGGGGGGUGCUUAUUCAAAGGGAUGCCUGUUGGACAUUUUGGCCAAGGGGGGGCUUGCUUGGCAGAAGGUGCUUAUUAGAGUGUGGGCAUAGGGAAAUAAGGUAUAUGUCAGUUAAUCCCAAUUUUUUAGAUGAUUAACUGGUGAAUCAAAAGGGGAAUACAAAUCAUCAACAAUACUUUUUAUUUUGGUCAGAAAUGCAACCCCCUAAAGUGGCCUUUGAAGAUCAACCCCAUCUUACCAGUGACAUGAAUGUCAGCACUUUCAUCACAAAAAGUGGUAAGUGAUUAGAUCACGAUGGCUUAAUUUAGCUGUAAGUUUGUUUCAGGUUUAGUAAACAAUAGGUCCUAUGAUUGAAACCACUCCUAAAUUUGAAUAUUUUAAUCAAAAUGGAAGCUACUGUUAAAAUCUCUCUUAUGGCUUGGCUUUGUUGUUACUUUUUUUCUUUUUCAAGAAAACCUUGAUUGUAAGAUUUUGCGUAAAGUCAAGUUGUGAUCCAAAUUGCUACUAAAAAUAACAAUUUGAGCAGAACUUUGCUUUCAAACAAAUAAUGUGGCUACUGUAUUUGUUUGGUAUAAAUGUAUGGUAUUGUUACAUAGUUAUCUGGCAUUUCAUUCUUUUCUGAAAUAUGUUUAUUAUUUUGUUUAUUAGAGCACUGUGAUGAGGUGGGAGAUAACAUUUUUCUGUUGAACACCAAGGAUGUACCUUUGGUAUCAUUUUUCCCAGGGUCAAAAUCAAAGGCCCUUGCCAACAAUCUGUGCAUGUGAGUGAGGCUUUCUGUAUGUUAACCCUUUAACUCCGAUGACUGACCAAGACAGAAUUUCUCCUUACAAUAUUAAUAUAAUAUCAACCAGAUAAGUAAUGAGAAUAAUGAAAAAUAUCCUUUUGAGGAUAAUUAGUUGAUCCAAUACUAAAUUCUCUGAACUAAUGUUAUAAGAAUUAUAUGGUUGACACUAAGGAGAAUUACAAAUUUGAUCUGAGAGUUAUAGGGUCAAAAGGAAGUGUCAAAGGUGAUAGUUGUUUAUUUGCUUUGGUCCUUAACAACACAGGAGAAAUAGGAUGCAUAUUAGUUAGGCUGGCCUGUCAAGUAUGAAAUACAGGGAAUAUUUUAUAGAGAUGUCUCUAUUUCUGUUUCCUGCAUUCAAAGAUUUUGCAUCUCCUAUUGCCAAUAAGUUACACUUUUAUCAUUAAUUAACUUUACCCUGUCACUGAAUUUAGAAACAUAGAGAAGUACAUUAAAGACAAUCUUGCCAUAGACAAGUUUACCAUAAUUAUCCAUGGAGGGAAAGAUGGAUCAAAGCUUGGCUCAAUUCGUUUGGCGAAGAAAUUCUACCACCUCCUGAAGGCAAGGUUAGAGAAGAUUGAAGUGACUGUAUUACAAAAUAAAAGCUCUCAAAUGAAAAUAGGUGGAAAUUAACACAUUUCUGCUUAAAUUGUUGGCCACUCAAUUAAACAAGAAAAAAUUGAGUCAGAUGUAUAAAACAAUUUAGUGUUUUAUAACUUAAAAAAAAAACUCCUUGUUAAGCUGAUGACUUUUUCUAUCUUUAACACCUGAUUACUGGAUAAUGUACUUUUUUAUAUUUUUUCUUUUUAAGGUUCAGCAAAGAUCUAAAAAGUUGCAUCAUCUUAAGGGCCAAACUAACCCUGAAAUGUGUUCUCAAGCUUUCAAAGCUGUUUAUGCCGUGAGUAUAAAGAGCAAAUUAUGUAUUUUCAUUUCUGUUAGUAAUACAUGAUACUGCUUGACAUCUAAGGUAAUCUAAACUUGAUUAAAUUAAAACUGAAUGGCUUGGCAGAUCAAAGCUCCUCAGUUUCCACUAGCUGUUAAUUAAAAGUAACAGCACUUCAUUUGAGUUCUUAAAACUAACUCCAAAGUCAUCAAAACAGCUUAUCAGAACAAAGGGGAAAUAAUCACAAGGAGCUUCUUGAAGUUCAAAGUAAAAACGAGACUCUAAACUGGAUAAGGCAUGAGAAAAUGGGAUUGACCAGAAGGAAGAAAAUUAUGAUGUACAAUUGGUCAGCUGGUUAAGAAGAAGGGGGGGGGGGGGGGGGAGGCACAAUCUUCUGGGCUUAAAACAGACAAGAAUGGUCACUGGGUGUAUUUAAAGAUUUUUUCAAAUGUAAUGUAUGUUUCAAAAGGUAAUGUUAAUCUGAUUUCCAUCAAUAUAAAGAACCCAAACUUUGGAAGAUUAAAUAAGCGACUUAAAGAUUGAUAAUUACAGAUUGGUGUUGUGAACUAUUGCUGAAUUGAAUAUCAAAUAGAGUUUCCUAAUUAGUCAUAAUUUUUAUUCAGGAAUGAAAUGAAACAGAAGAUUUCUUUGGUAAAUGACAUUUGUGAACUUGUCUGGUUCCACAGUAAGUAUUGCAACAAUUAAACAAUGUUACAAAUGCAUGAGCACUGUUGUGUUCUCAAACAAGUUAAUGUCACAACAGUGACAUUAAAGUUUAACUCUUUCACUCUUACUGCUCCACAGCAUUUAAUAAGUGAGCUGAAAUUAAAAUUCUAAAAGGUAUAAUUAGGGGUUAUACUGAAGAAAAAGUGGAAAAUGCUUUAACCCUUUACACCCAUGAGUGACCAAGACAGAAUUUCUCCUUACAAUAUCAAAACAAUAUCAAGCAGACAAGUGAUGAGAAUGAAGAAAUGUAUCAAUUGGGGGAUGUAUUAGACAAUCCAAUACCAACUAACAUCAUAAGAAUUGAAUGGCACACAGUUAAGGUAAUUACUAAUGAUAUCUUGGGAGUGAAAGGGUUAAGAUCCAUAACACCUGGGAAGUUUAUCCAAUCAGCAUGUAAUUUGCAUAAUGUUAUAAUUUUAAGUGCACUUUUCAAUUGAUUUCAAUUUUUUGUUUUUCCUGUUUUAGGCAUUCCAGACACUGUUUUGCAAUACUGGCAUUAG
This is a messenger RNA of Pocillopora meandrina, 7764 nucleotides long. Lineage: Eukaryota; Metazoa; Cnidaria; Anthozoa; Scleractinia; Pocilloporidae. The record is from the annotation of a GenBank genome assembly.